UUUUUCUCAUUAGACGCCGGCCUGUCUGCCCGAUAACAUCGCGCUUGGUAAACUUCUGUAGAUUUCGCGAGGGUUAUUCAGCUUAAGAAGUGUGUAUAGUGACGAAUAAAAUAGCAUAAAAGAAACUACAGUGAUUGAUUCCUUAAAUUUUGUGCUGAGAGAAGAGUGAUUCGCGUAGUGACGGUUGAUCAAUAGGAUUUAGGUCGUGUUUUUAUUGCAGUAUGUAUUUAUUCAUAUCUUCAACACUUUGACAGUUUGCGGACAGUGCUAAGCGUAUGUGUAAUUUGCGAGCCUAUGUUGAAGGAUACUUCACGAAUGUUGGAAGUGAACAGGCGAUGAUUACCGGUUUACUUUGAACAAAACAGGUGUGCACAAAAGAAACCUUUCAUCGCUAACUGCAAUUAGUGCACAGGAUAUGAUUAUUCUAUAAGAAGAACGAAAAACUGUUCGCGGUUUGUUGGACGCAAGAAGUAAUUCAUUCGAUCGUUGAUUCAUCACUAAUGUAAUAUAUGGACCUACUAUUAAAUAAAUAUCUCCGGUUUUAACAGUCAUGUGAGAUAUACAUACUCAAUAUGGAUAAUUGAGUACAUCCAAUAGCUGAUAUCGAACAUCACGCAAUCAGGAUUUUUCAAAACUUUGGGGUUUAAUUGACUCCGGCUGACGACAUACCCAUCACAAACGACAAGCUGUUUUUGUUCCAUAACCCGAACGAUUUCCAUAAAAAAAACUCACAACAGCGGUACGUGGAAGAAAAAGUUUUUAUGCCAUCAAUUAGGAAAGUGAAAAGAAAGAAUAAUAAGGCACGAGUGAUGGCAACACCCGGUGAUAAGAUUCGAAGCGCAUUGAGCCUUCUGCCGGCGGUCAUCUUAUUUUGCAACAUGGUCGGGGAAAGUGCUCAAACUUGCCUUAAUGGAGGAAUCCUGCUGAAGUCCGGCCUGGAACCGUCCGAUAAGUAUGAUAUACUGGAAGAGCACAACAAAUUGCGACAGGCUGUGGCACAGGGACUUAUACCUGGGCAACCUGGAGCAGAAAAUAUGCUGGAAAUGCAAUGGGACGACGAGCUGGCAUCGAAGGCACAAGAAUGGUCGGAACAGUGUGUAUUCAAGCAUGAUCCAAAAAAGCGAUUAGGUCGUUUUACGAUGGGACAGAAUUUGGCUCUUAUCUGGAGCAGUGCUUCACUUGAUGAUGAUCGAGAUAGUGAUUUUCCCGGGCGAAUACGAAAAUGGUUUGACGAGGUCAAAAAAUACUCAUUUGGAGCUAGGUUUUCUCUGGCCACUGGACACUAUAUGCAGCUUGUGUGGGCUGAAACGUUUCUGAUUGGAUGUGGAUAUUCCUACUACUACACAGGCAACAAGUAUAAUAAAUUGUACGUCUGCAACUAUGGGCCUGCGUGAGUAUACACUAUUGUUACCUGAUUCAAUGAUAUCGAUUACAUAUUUGACAUUUUCGUCUUGUAUUCACACUUACAGUGGCAACGUCACCCGGCUUGUGAACAUCAUGGUUUGCAGAAAUCCCACACCUAUCCAAGCCUUUGUCUGCCGGGAGAACGGGAUCCGUACCAUCAUGAUAAUACGAUUCCUCAGAAUUACUAUUCUUAUCAGACCUCAACUAAUAAUCAUGAAAACCAGCACUACACAUCUGCAUCCACUCCUAUGGCUGUGUUUACAACUAUUGCCAGUGGGUUGAGCCAUCAACUGCACGACAAUCGUAUCCUGUACAAUCUCGUAUUUGAUCAGCACAAACAGCAGCAGCACUUUCAGCCAGCUCCUCCGAUAUCACAUCAGCAAACAUACCCCUACCAUCUACCGAACCCAUUGGCACCCAUAACGACAGUCGGCGCAGCUCUACUUAAACCAACCAACGUCCUGAAAUCGCCUUUCCUAACAUAUCGAUGGGAUUUGCUGUUCAAUUUUCUACACUGAAAUUAAAGAUAUUGUUGCAAGAUGUGUCAGACCGGGGGCUUUUCCCAAUGGAAAUUAUGUGUCAAUCUUUUGCUUCAUUGUAGCUGCACCUGGAUACAUUGAAUCGUAUUUGAUUUGGGAAAGCAUAAUAAUGCUUCGGAUGCUCGAAAAAGGAAAUUUUGACCACCUUCUUGCAACAAAACAGAUCAGUAGGAGAACUUUUUCAAAUGCUAAAACCAAAUACAAGUAGCAGCAAUCGCUUUCGAAGUAGCUCCAAUAAUCCCAACGUCCGGUAAAGCUUCGUUUGAUUCAACGAGACCAGUUUGUGUUGUGCGGUAUAACCGUUCCAUUCAUCCACCUCGCUCCGUAAUCGCUACCGAAGGCAAACAGAGCUGGGCAAAAGAUCAACAUAGACUACAAAAUACUGUCAAGUGCUAAACCUCAUUCUUAUUGCAGUGUUGCGGCGGCAAAGCAGUGACAAAAGAUUACCCCUACCAGGACUAGUCCGAUUUUCUGCCACCCACUCGUCGAAUCGAAACGAACUUGGAAAUGGCUUAUUUACUUGCAGAGCUGGGAGAAAUAAUAAUUAGAUCGAAAACCUUGAAAGCGUUAUCUUUCGAUAGGUUUCGAUGAGACUAAGAACUAAAAGUAUGAGAGGAGAAUGAUUCUGUCGAUAAACAAUCGGCAAACAAAUAGCUCAAUCACAAAUAAAUUAUUGAAUUAGGAACUGCUCGUCGCUUAAUUUAGACAUGUUCAAGCUAUUUGAAUGUUUCUUGCAGUGGGUUCAUAUUCAUCUUUUGAAUAUACAUAUAAUGACUGUACAAAUAUUAGAGCUUCUAGUUAAUGGAAAAGUGCUACCAACGUGCCAAAACUUCGAUUGACUGAGUAUCGAUAUCGUUAAGUCUGAAACUGUGGUGGAAGUCGUGUACUGCACUGGAUUUGCAUGCUAGAGUCAAAGCGCGGUCUUCGUAUGAAGUUUAUUUGACCCUCUCUUCGAAAAUGCAGCUUUAUUGCGAUUUCAAUGCAGUAGACUUCAUUAAUUGAUAGCGGUAUUAUAAAAAAUGUAUG
Malaya genurostris is the source of this 2969-nucleotide messenger RNA. RefSeq lists its product as uncharacterized. The record is from RefSeq and is a predicted model, not a curated record. The transcript has 6 exons. NCBI's taxonomy places the organism in Eukaryota, Metazoa, Arthropoda, Insecta, Diptera, Culicidae.